UUUUCAUCCAGUUCUGCAAGCUGAGCCUGUCAAGUGAAUGCUUCGGACCAAGCUGAAUCGAGUCUUGAACUCGAGAUCUUAUCGGCCAUCAAUCUCCUUCCACAGUUCACUACUACUUCGUACCCAACUUCAUCGAACUAUGGUUUCCGCAGCUGCAGACCGCUUCUUGGCCGACAAGGCUCCUCCGAUCUGCCGUGUCGAGGUUGCGAAGUCAUUCUCACAACUCACACCAAAGGAGAAGCUCUACACUCAUUACGUCGGACAAGCUUCAUGGGCAGGCGCUCGGAUCAUUCAAGAACAGUGGACUCCCCAAGCGCUAAGGCUCUACGAUCUCCUCAUACUCACCUUCAGCUCCAAUGGGAAGUUGGCUGAUUUGGACGCACUCAGUCAAAAAUCUGGCAUCUCUCAUGAAGAUUUUGAACAAGUACUGCAAUAUUCAUCCCAGGUUUUGCACAACUUGCUAAACUACAAGAGUUUCGGUUUCACGAAGAUCGUACCUCGCGUUUCCGAAGCAAAAUUUGCUGCUGUGGUCGAGAAGUCAGCCAAUGCAGCCAACGCUGUUCCUUUAUGGAACGAGUUGAAAGACCAUAUCUAUGCGCUCUCGCCUGAAAAUUCUCUCUCCAUCGGCAAACCAAGGGAUGGACAUAUUUCCAACUAUUACCUUGGUCAAACAAUCAUGGACGAAGAGGUCGCAGCCGUUCAAGCUGCCGCUGAGAAAAUCGGAGUCGACGUGCUGAACACCCGUGUCCGCAAGAAUGGGCCCCAUGACUUUACCCUUCUUGUGGCCUCUGUCAAUAAGACUGAAUCGAUCGUUCAUGAGAUAAACGCAGAAUCAACAUCUAUCAGAUUGACGGUCGAGUAUGGCGACUUCUCAGCAGCAUUAGCAAAGGCUGUGGCGGCUUUGCAUGAGGCCAAGAAGUACACGGCUAGUGACACCCAGACAAAGAUGAUUGAGGGCUACAUUAAUUCCUUUAAGACUGGUUCGAUCGAGGAGCACAAAGCUGCCUCUGAACAUUGGGUAAAGGACGUCGGCCCCGUCGUCGAAAGCUACCUAGGCUUUAUUGAAACUUACGUUGACCCAUACGGUGGUCGUGCCGAGUGGGAAGGUUUUACUGCCAUCGUGAACAAAGAACUCAGCGCCAAGUAUGACAUACUCGUCAAUGAUGCACCGGAGUUAAUUAAGGUCCUGCCCUGGGGUAAGGACUUUGAGGUUGACGUAUUUAGAAAACCGGAUUUCACUGCAUUGGAGAUUGUGAACUUUGCUACAGGAGGUAUUCCCGCUGGUAUUAAUAUUCCCAACUAUUACGAUAUCCGAGAAUCGACUGGCUUCAAGAAUGUCUCCCUCGCUAACAUCCUUUCAGCCAAGGCGCCGGACGAAGAAAUUACUUUUAUCCAUCCUGACGAUCUCGACCUGUACAAUGAAUGGGAUUCGCGCGCCUUUGAGCUUCAGGUUGCAAACCACGAGCUGUUGGGCCAUGGAUCUGGGAAGCUUUUCCAGGAAGCCGCUGACGGCUCAAAAAACUUUGACCCAGAGAAGAUCAUUAACCCACUGACUGGGAAGAAGAUCACAUCGUGGUAUAAACCUGGUCAAACACCCGGUUCGGUUCUUGGCGAAGUUUCGUCCUCAAUGGAGGAGUGUCGCGCGGAAGUUGUUGCCCUCUACCUCGCAAGUAAUCCAACGAUCCUUAACAUUUUUGGCUAUACCGAUAAGAAGACUUGCGAUGAUGUCGUUUAUAUUACCUUCUUGCUAAUGGCACGUGCAGGUCUACGUGCUCUUGAGUUCUAUGACCCUGCCACGAAGAAACACGGCCAGGCACACAUGCAAGCUCGCCUUGGCAUCACCCAGCACAUAAUUAAGGAAGGUCUAGUGACUCUCGAAGAAGUUCGCGGCGCAGAUAAUUCGCUAGAGAACCUGUAUAUUCACCUUGACCGCCAGAAAUGCUUGGCCCAUGGACAGGCUGUUGCAGGAAAACUCCUCAUCGACCUUCAAGUCCGGAAGAGCACAGCUGAUGGUGCUGGAGCACGGGACUUCUAUACCAAGCUUACCACGCCUCUUCCAGGAUGGGAUAGCGAGAUUCGGGAUGUUGUCCUCAAGAAGAAACAACCUCGCAAGAUGAUGAUGCAGCCCAACACUUUUGUCGUGAAUGGCCAAGUGGAACUGAAAGAAUAUCCCUUGACACCUGCUGGUAUGAUUGAAAGCUACAUUGAAAGAUGCCUGUGAGGUUUUAUUCAAUGUGCUUAUUUGGACAACAACAACUACACAGCGGCGGCCGACUAUGGUGUGAACUGUAUAAACUAGCAUCCAUAUAUGGAUUAGUAUGUAACAAAUGAAUCAGUGCUUGGAUUGA
Messenger RNA from Suillus subalutaceus, 2348 nucleotides. Its product is annotated as peptidase family M49-domain-containing protein. The transcript has 20 exons. Gene Ontology annotation, biological process: proteolysis. The record is from RefSeq and is a predicted model, not a curated record. Lineage: Eukaryota; Fungi; Basidiomycota; Agaricomycetes; Boletales; Suillaceae. Gene Ontology annotation, cellular component: cytoplasm. Gene Ontology annotation, molecular function: dipeptidyl-peptidase activity; metalloexopeptidase activity. The coding region runs from base 38 to 2221 and encodes 727 amino acids.